ACCAAAUUAAAAUUGUCGGAGAAUUAACUCGUGUAGUCAAGCUGAGUCAAUUUUAAUUUGCGGAGGCAAUGUGUUGUUAGUCUUCUUCCAGAUCCAAAGCCAGAUCCAUCGGAAAACAAGGUCGUCUGCCUCGUCUCGAGCAGAUCUCCACCAGUUUCUACUGCCGUAUAUACUUGCAAAACGGGCUAGUCUAAGCACCCCAAACCAAACCUACACUUGUUCUACUUGGAUCUUGCUCUCCUCUCUUCUCUCUUCUCCAAUGGCGGAACUAAUAAUAGCAGGAUGGUUCGUGUCCUCCGUCGUUGCCAAAGUGACGGACAUAAUCAAAUUCUACAUCAAGAACCAGAUCGAGUACCGGAAGGACAAGAAGUGGAAGCUACAUGAGCUGGAGAAACACCUCCGAAAGAUUCAGGCGGCCAUCUUCGAAGUUGGCAAGAGACGGAUCACGAACCCGAGCUUGGAAGCUUGGCUGUGGGACGUCAAGGAUGCUGUUUACUCUGUGGAGGACAUCAUCGAUGACUUCCACUACAAGUUGGAGGAGAAGGCCAGAAGCAAGGGCGAGGGCAAGGUCAGUAGAGUUUCAUUACUCGCUCAGAAAGUAGGAGCUGAAACUAAAGAAUUCUUGAAGGCAUUUGCUUUUGCUUCUGAAACAACUUCAAAGUUAAACACCGCUGUCCAGACAUCCGCUAAACUAGUUGAAGAAAUCAGUAUACUCGUUUCGGUAGCACAAUUCAGUGUAGUCACUAACAAGCAACAUGGAGUAGCCAUCCCCGAUUGGCGAAGAACAACUUCCCCAACCAAGUCGACCUGCUCGGCCAGGGGACGGCAACGCGACAUAGACAGGCUACUGAACAUGAUAGGUGAUGCAUCAGGGGACGACAAGUACUCUGUUGUCGCUAUUGUAGGACACGGUGGGGUGGGGAAGACACACCUCGCUAGGCUCGUCUAUAACAUUGUCAAAAAAGAGAAAAGAUUUCAUAUCAUGAUGUGGGUGUGUGCAUGCAACAAUUUUGAUGUCAGAAGGCUUUCCAUAGAGAUGGUGGAAUCUGCUGCAAUUAAAAGGCCUAGCGAUUUGCAUACGAUUAGUAAUUUGGAAGAGAUUCAGAACAUUCUUGGGGAGGGGCUGAUGGGCAAAAGGUUUUUGAUUGUUUUGGACGAUGUGUGGGAGGAAUCCAAUACUAACUGGGAGAACCUUUGCGUCCCACUUAAUUCUGGAGAAAAGGGAAGAAAGAUUGUGGUGACGACCACCAACCAAAACGUCGCAAAGAUGAUGCGGACCAAAGAAAUCAUACAUCUCGAUGGCGUAGAGGGAGAGGCGUGCUGGGAAUUAGUCAGAGAACGCGCACUGGGUGAUCGAAACCAUAUUGCCAUACCUCACAAGUUGGAGUCCAUAGGCAAGAAAAUAGCUAAGAAGUUGGGGGGCUCGCCAUUAGCAGCGGUGACCGUAGGGCGUGCUUUAGAGUCCAAGUUAGAGGAAGAACACUGGCGGCGAAUCUUGCGUAAAAGAAUUUGUGAGGUCAAACAAACCGAAGGUGACAUUGUGGCGGUGCUGAGAUUGAGUUAUGAAGACCUACCUGCCCAUCUAAAGCAGUGCUAUCUUUCUUGCUCGUUGUUCCCAAGGAACCACUGCUUUGAGAAAGAUGAGCUGAUAAGAUUUUGGAUGGCCCUAGGCUUCGUUCGGGGGGAUGACGAGACCACCAUAAUGGAGGACAUAGGCGAGGAGUUGAUCGAAGAGCUGUCGAGCAGAUCCUUUUUCGUGAAUGCAAAGAGAAGGCACAACAAGUUUGAGCUCCACCCUAUCCUGCAUGAGUUUGCAGAAUGUGUUUGUGAUGGUGAGUACUUUAGAUUCGAGGGUAUCAAAUCCAGCAAGCCAAUUAGAAUCCCGAACAAGGCCCACCAUGUUUAUGUUGCUGCCGAUGAUCUCAUCGCGGUUACCGAAACUUUGUGCGAGAAGAAAGAGAUACGCAGUCUUGUGGUCGCUGGGAGGCUAUCGGCCACUCGUAAGGAUAUCAAGUCAAAAUAUAAUCUAUCCCUUGAAAUGGUUUUGAAGAGUUUGGAAAGCUUACGUUUGUUAGUGGUUUCUGAACUUGUAAGUGGUUUGCCUGAGGCUAUCGGUGAAUUGAAACACCUUCGGUACCCUGGAGGUGCCUGGAAACGCCAUCACGGAGUGGCCCAACUCAUUCUGCAAGCUCUACCAUCUGCAGUGGUUGAUUCUGAGGAUGCAUUCCAAGAGUGUUUCGCUGCCAGAUGACAUGAACAAGCUAAGCAACCUACGAUGUGUAGAUGCAGAUACCGAAGCAAUUGCAGCCCUUCCGUGGAUUGGAAAUCUAAUUUAUCUUCAAGAAUUAAGGGACUAUCGCAUCCAACGCAAAAAGAAAGGAUUCGAUGUAGGGCAACUGAAGCUCAUGAAUCAGCUCCGCAGACUCUGCAUCAGAGGUCUCCAGCAUGUAGAGAGCAGGGAACAGGCAGCAGAGGCUGUGUUAGAGGACAAAGAGCACCUUCGCUGGCUGGAACUGUGCUGGAACAAUGAAGGGAAACCCAUAGCUCCCACUGCAUGCAAAGACUCUCUGGAAGGACUCCGACCGCACCCGGAUCUUAGAGAGCUGAAGAUUAAUGGCUACAAGGGUCACCGACAUCCGUGUUGGAUGGAGAACAAAUAUUUGCUGGGAUUAGAGAGGUUAGAGAUGUGGUCUUGCCAUCAACUGACGUCCCUCCCCCCUCUCGGCGAGCUUCCUUUUCUCAGGGUUCUGCACCUAAGACGUAUGGAUUCGGUGGAAGAGGUGGGUGCUGAGUUUUAUGGCAGCACAGAUGCACCAUUCCCAUCGUUGGAGGAGCUUUGGUUCGAUAACUUGAACCAGUGGAAGAAGUGGGACGUGGAGGCGAAGCAACGCCGUGAAGUAUUCCCUCGUCUUCGCAACCUCGCCAUCGGAAACUGCCGCAGUUUAACAGGACUGAUAACCCUCCCUUCAUCACUGGACGAGCUUGUUGUUCGAUUCUUUGCAGGUGGUGACUCGUGGGACUUGCCCGAGGACGAGGCCUCGACAUCGACGUUGAUGCUUCACGUCGAUAACCUCUCGCUUUUACAGAGAUGCCUUCAGGAAGGACACCUUACUUCGCUUCGUCGACUGGAGAUUCGCGGCAGCCUUGACCUCGAAGCGUUUGCUCGUGGGCUGGAGGAGCGGCUGGAUCACAUUUCCUCUCUCCACCACCUGCAUCUCACCGGAGUAUGCCGCCCACAACACCUUCCUCGUCAACUGGUCACCCUUCUAAGCCUCAAGAGCCUGCACAUAGUGGAUUGCCCUGAAAUAAACAUGCUCCCAGAGGGAAGCCUACCUAGCAAUCUAGUGGAUUUGCAAAUCAACGGGUGUCCAAAGCUCGAGCAGCGCUACGAGUGGACGACCGGCCCCGAAGGGUGCACAAUCCAUGCCAAAAAAAUUAACGAAGCGUUGCAGUCGAAAACACCUGAAAAGAGCGAGAAGGGGAAAAGAACACGAUAGGUGCCGCAGGCAAGGUUCCAGGAGUCGAACAUGUCCCGGACAAAAGAAGAGACAGAGGAAGAACGAGGAUGCCACGCUCACUUGAUUUCCUGCUGUGUGUUGUUUAGGACUUGGUUCUGAUCUUGCCAAUAACAAGGGCUUUCCUUUGCACAGGAAGGCUGCUGACAUUGUGCUCGUUUCUUUGUUCCUCCGGAUUUAUGGCGAGGCAUUACCUCUUCCUUC
Molecule: messenger RNA, 3719 nt
Organism: Musa acuminata AAA Group (dessert banana)
Lineage: Eukaryota; Viridiplantae; Streptophyta; Magnoliopsida; Zingiberales; Musaceae
Product: putative disease resistance protein RGA1
Exons: 2
Coding region: 260-2251 (663 amino acids)
Biological process (GO): defense response to other organism
Molecular function (GO): ADP binding
Source: RefSeq, a predicted model, not a curated record